Penicillium canescens is the source of this 1332-nucleotide messenger RNA. Its product is annotated as GNAT family N-acetyltransferase. Bases 1 to 1332 code for a protein of 443 amino acids. The transcript has 2 exons. Lineage: Eukaryota; Fungi; Ascomycota; Eurotiomycetes; Eurotiales; Aspergillaceae. The record is from RefSeq and is a predicted model, not a curated record. Gene Ontology annotation, biological process: siderophore biosynthetic process.
AUGGGCUCCAAUUCCGCCGCUGUCCAGCAAUAUCCUUUGGUGAAGCUUCCACACCCAUAUUUGACUUCAUAUCGGGUGCAGUCGGCUGGAUCGUCGCCGGCUAAGCACUCCUUGACACUUGAUGAGCAGCCCACCGCGGGACGAUCGUUGCCAGAAACGUUACAUUCAGAUGAGCUCUCGUGGCACGAAUUGGCAUUCAUUCCCAAGACUGAACAGCCUCCAAUUUCAGAUAACACACCUUGGGGUCGCGCGCGACGCAGCCCGCAAACCGUUUUCCAAUGGACGGGGAGCGCGCCUUCUCUCGCCCAGAUCUGGAACGUUAUCCAUGCUAUCUACCUCGCUCACUCGACAAUCGAGUACUUCAGACUUGACUUGGCUGGCACAGGGCAGGACGUGAUUCGCAAUGAGCUUCUUUCCACCGGCCUGGCGAUCCAACACCCCAAAAAUCUUCGCGACAGAGAGAACAAGGCACUCCAAUUCGACCAACUGUUGGUUCUCCGAAGCGCCUUCUGGCAAGGCGCUGCUUCACCAAUGGGCCCUCGCCCCAUCUGGGUGGUAGGAGAUGGCACAGAUGGACCUAUGCGGAGCUCGCUCGAUCAGUAUCCAGUCAUGCCGGAAAACUACCAAAUCACAAAUAAGUUCCCCGAGGAGCCGGUAUAUACUCGUCACCCGACGCGUCGUCCCAAGCCUCAUCCGGGCUCAAUUGCCUACAGUCGCUAUAUACCAGAGAUCAACGAGCACUUCUCGCUCGAGGUGGUCGAUUGGCAAGAUGCGGAGCAUGUGAAGCUUUUCAACACAUGGCAAAACGACCCACGCGUUGCAGCAGGCUGGAACGAGACUGGAACCAUCAAACAGCACACUGAGUAUCUGCGCAAACUGCACUUUGAUCCCCAUGUUCUCUGCUUAUUUGGCCGCUUCAACGACUCCCGCUUCUCUUACUACGAGUUGUACUGGUCAAAGGAGGACCACUACGGCGCCCACUACGACGCCGGAGACUAUGAUCGCGGACGUCACUCUCUCGUCGGCGAUGCGAGCUUCCGAGGCGCCCAUCGCGUGAAUGCCUGGUAUUCCAGCUGCAUCCACUACUGCUUCCUAGACGACCCACGCACAGCCAAUGUGGUCGGUGAGCCCAAGGCAACCGGUGGCAUUAUUCUGUCAUACGAGAAUUCCCAGGGCCUCACCAUCGGCAAGUACGUCGACCUCGGACAUAAGAGAUCGGUCCACUCGAUUUGUAGCCGAGAGAAGUGGUUCCAGUUGUGUCCGCUGUUCUGGGAUGGGCGUGAACGGCCUUUAGAGUCCGCUGAUCGUGCCGCGUGGAAUGCCAAGCUGUAA